UCCAAUGUGAAAUGUAUUUGGACAAAUAGCUGGAAGCCGAAAGGGGGAGGUCGCUUUAAGCGUUUAAAAAUUAAAUUUCGCAAAUGUGCUUCCAUUGACAAAAUGCAGUACAAAAGAAAGUGAAACUGUUGAAGAAAAUUCAAACAAUUGGGGAAAGUGCAAGCCAUGUCCAGUCGAGCAACAGCCCGGCUUUUGCUUUAACUCUGAGUGUGUGGGUGCUCGAACCAUAUCCGAAAACUGUGUAAGUUGCAAAAACAUGCACAACAACAGUAACAACAGUAACAAGAAUUGCAAACAAUAACAACAAAAAGUACAAGCGAGCAAGCAAAUAAAAAUGAAAAUUAAAAUAUUUCCGCUUACAACGGAAACAACGUUGGCGCAACGGCAGCUGCAACAUCGGCAGCGACAGCGACAGCUUCCACAGCAGAGGCAGCAGAGGCAGCAGAGGCAGCAAAAGCAACAACAACCACAACAGCAGCAACAACAUCGGCCACGACGCAUAAUGAAACUGCAGCGGAAGCAUAAAAUGCCGGAAAUAUCGUCAUGGCUAAUUGUUGUCGCCGCCACCGUCGCCGCCAUUGUCGCGUUUGCAAUUUGCUGCCUGCCCCAGCCCCCCUUGGCUUUGGCAGCAGCUGCCCCAUCCGCCCAUGCUCAGGAUGAAAGCGAGCUGCAUCACAUGGAUCAGCAUCAGCCCGAUUUUAUUAUUGGCGAGUCCGAGGAAAGGGACCAUAUUGCUCAUCAUUUGGCGGAAAUGCAAAAUAAGGAGGAGCUGCUAGAAGACAUUCGCGAUGAUACGGCCGUCAAUGUGAUACCAGAGAAAGAUUUACCAAAGUUUGGAGAGCUGCUGCAAAACGUCACCGUGCCGGUAGGACGUGAAGCCGUUUUGCAAUGCGUCGUCGACAAUUUGCAAACUUACAAGAUUGCGUGGCUACGUGUCGAUACACAGACCAUACUAACGAUACAAAAUCACGUCAUAACCAAAAAUCAUCGCAUGAGCAUAACUCACGCAGAGAAACGUGCCUGGAUAUUGCGUAUACGUGAUGUGAAGGAAGCGGACAAGGGCUGGUAUAUGUGCCAGAUCAAUACGGAUCCGAUGAAGAGUCAAGUCGGCUUCCUAGACGUAGUAGUGCCACCAGAUAUACUCGAUUAUCCCACCAGUACCGAUAUGGUCAUACGUGAGGGCUCAAAUGUUACACUGAAAUGCGCGGCCACCGGCUCCCCCACCCCGACGAUAACCUGGCGACGCGAAGGAGGCGAACUGAUUCCAUUGCCAAAUGGCGCUGAGGCUGUGGCCUACAACGGCUCCUUUCUGACCAUCGCCAAAGUGAAUCGCUUAAAUAUGGGCGCCUAUCUGUGCAUUGCCUCGAAUGGCAUACCGCCAACAGUUAGCAAACGCGUUAUGCUCAUUGUCCAUUUUCCGCCAAUGAUUUGGAUACAAAAUCAAUUAGUUGGCGCCGCGCUGGCACAGAACAUAACAUUAGAGUGUCAGUCUGAAGCGUAUCCCAAGUCCAUCAACUAUUGGAUGAAGAACGAUACGAUUAUUGUGCCGGGUGAGCGCUUCGUGCCCGAAACCUUCGAGUCCGGCUAUAAAAUAACCAUGCGACUGACCAUCUAUGACGUUGAUAUACAGGACUUUGGCGCUUAUCGUUGUGUGGCCAAGAACUCGCUCGGCGACACAGAUGGUGCGAUCAAAUUGUAUCACAUACCACAAACAACCACCAUCACCACCAUGGCACCAACUGUAUCACUUAAUACUGUACCUGUUGUUGUUGUCAAGUACAACAAAGAGCAACGCUACAGCAGCAACAGCAAUCAGAAUACCAACAACAACAACCCAUACAACUACAAUAACAAUGCGCAUAACAACCAGCAGUACAACAACAAGGCGCAACGCACAAAAACCAAAACAAUGGAUCAGCAGUCGUCUGCUCUGAACAAUGUCUAUGUGGGUGCCACCUCGAGCCUAUGGAACUCGCAGGAUCAUCACGCGUCGUCCACAGCACGUGGCAGGGAUCACCAGCAACAGCAGCAGCAUCAUG
Molecule: messenger RNA, 2039 nt
Organism: Scaptodrosophila lebanonensis
Lineage: Eukaryota; Metazoa; Arthropoda; Insecta; Diptera; Drosophilidae
Gene: DIP-theta
Product: lachesin
Exons: 11
Cellular component (GO): neuron projection
Source: RefSeq, a predicted model, not a curated record